Molecule: messenger RNA, 2181 nt
Organism: Metarhizium album ARSEF 1941
Lineage: Eukaryota; Fungi; Ascomycota; Sordariomycetes; Hypocreales; Clavicipitaceae
Product: glutamate-cysteine ligase catalytic subunit
Exons: 6
Coding region: 1-2181 (726 amino acids)
Biological process (GO): glutathione biosynthetic process
Cellular component (GO): glutamate-cysteine ligase complex
Molecular function (GO): glutamate-cysteine ligase activity
Source: RefSeq, a predicted model, not a curated record
AUGGGUCUACUAGCCCUCGGAACUGCGCUGGAGUGGCCCGAGGCAAAGAAGCGAGCCGAUCAGGUUAGAGAAUGGGGUAUCAAGCAACUCCUUGAGAUCUGGAACAAGGCCAAGGGUAAGGAGAGAGAUGCCAUGCUUUGGGGAGAUGAGGUUGAAUACCUGGUUGUCACAUACGGAAAGGAUGAAGAAAAGGUCCUGCUCUCUCUCAGACAAGCUGAGAUUCUCGAGGCACUAGCUGCCGAUAAGGAACUGGCCAAGGAGUGCUGCGUCCCUGCUUUACUGGACGGCCCCGUAGAAAAGUCCAAAACAUCUCACCCGCUUCCCGUCUUUCACCCCGAGUUUGGUCGGUUCAUGCUUGAAGCCACCCCGGGCAAACCGUGGGGCAUUGGGUUCAAGGAGCUGCUUGAUGUCGAGCCCGACAUGAAGCUCCGUCGCAAGAUCGCCAAAGAUCACAUGUUAUCCAAGGAGUACCCAAUUACCCUGACGACAUUCCCGCAGAUAGGAGUACCCGGGCAAUUCACCGAUCCCUACUAUCCGCCGUCUGGACCAAAACUUCGGUCCCAGUUUGUUCCAGACGAAAUCGCCAAUCCUCAUAUCCGGUUUCCCACCCUGGCUGCCAAUAUCAGAUGGCGCCGUGGUCGCAAGGUGCAGGUGAAUGUGCCUGUAUUCCACGACAAGAACACUCCCACACCUUGGAAGGAUCCUACUGUCAACCACGAUCUUCACAACUGGCCCGAGGAUGACGACGUGCGAAAUGGUGCCGCCCCCGAUGACUUCAUUCACAUGGACGCCAUGGCUUUCGGCAUGGGCAGCUGUUGUCUCCAGAUCACCUUCCAAGCAAAGAACAUCACUGAGGGCAGACAAAUGUACGAUCAGCUCAGCCCACUGGGACCAAUCAUGUUGGCCUUGACUGCUGCUACACCAAUAUACAAGGGCUUUUUGGCCAGUACAGAUGUCCGGUGGAACCAAAUAAGCCGCGCGGUGGACUGCAGGACACCCGAGGAGCUGGGGGAAAAGCCACUCAAGAAUGAUCGGUGGAGAAUACCCAAAUCGCGCUAUGCAUCCAACUCGACGUACAUUUCUACAGAUCCGAGGCUUCGUCCAGAAUACAUGGACCCGGACCUGGUGAUUGACCCCGAGAUCAAGGCCAAGCUCAUGGAAGGAGGAAUGGACGACCUCCUCGCCACCCACUUUGCACACCUCUUUAUCCGAGAUCCAAUCGUCGUAUUCGAAGAGGACCUCCAGGAGCUCGAUCUCAACAAGACGGACCACUUUGAAAACAUCCAAUCCACCAACUGGCAACACAUGCGAUUCAAGCCGCCGCCUGCCGAAAACAACAUUGGCUGGCGAGUUGAGUUCCGCCCCAUGGAGAUUCAAGUCACUGAUUUCGAAAACGCCGCCUUCUCCGUCUUCAUGGUGCUCGUCACCCGUGCCAUGCUCUCCUUCGACCUCAACUUCUACAUCCCCAUCAAGAAAGUGGACGACAACAUGGAGCGCGCUCACGGCGUCGACGCCGUCCUAAACAAGACCUUCUACUUCCGCAGGAAUCCCUUUCCCCUGCGUCAUUCCCGCGCUAAUACAGCCUUUGGCGAGGAGAGCCGCCCCGGCUCCGCCAUGCCUAGCCGCGGCGGCUCUCCAGGCCUUUCCGUCGACGAGGAAUACGCAGAAAUGUCCAUUGAUGAAAUCAUCAAUGGCUCUGCCGACGGUGGAUUUCCGGGCCUGAUCCCCAUCGUCGAGAGCUAUCUCGACAGCGUCAAUGUCGACGUCGAAACCCGCUGCCAGCUGGCAACGUACCUGUCACUCAUUAGCAAACGAGCCAGCGGCCAACUCGACACAACGGCUCGCUGGAUCAGGAACUUUGUUGCCGCUCACCCGCGCUACAAGCACGACAGUUUUGUAGACGAUGUCAUUACUCACGAUCUCAUUGGUGCCGUCAUCGCCAUAAGCGAGCGCGAGAGCGCGGGAAAAAACUUUGCUGGUCUUGGAAUUCACGGCCUCCCAAGGCUUCUGGGCCGAUUCAGAGGCGGCUGCGGUCAGGACGCCGUGAUAAAUGGAGAGAACGGCAAUGGCGAGUCGGUCAGUGAAUUUACUACUGUGGAAGAGAAUGAGCCAGAGGCCAGCUCGCGAAAGAGGAAGAGCGGGUGGAUAGAUGGAGACGAAGAAGCCUCUGGGAGAGAAUAA